AUGGUCACGUCGAGCUCGCAGCUGUUCGGCCAGAGCCCGACGACCGACCCGCGUUCAUGGCACGAUCGCAGCAACCACAGCAAAGGCCAAGAGCCCCUCCUGUCGAGGCACGUAUUAUCGAAGACGUUCCCGGGCGCUUCGCGGUUCGAUUCCGACCGCGGCGACGCGGCUCCGUCUGCCUUCGCCAAGCCCGCCGCGCCGUUGCCGGUGGGACAGAAUCAUCACCCCCUGAGCGACGCCCCACCGUCGGGAUCAAUUGCCGGCGCAUCCACGGAGACCGCCGCAUUUCACGGCGGCCAAUGCGGCGGGACUGAAGGAGGCGACGGCGGGGGGAGCGGUGGUCCGAACAACACUUCAAUGCGGGGAGCGUCGAAGAAGCGCAAGCCCGUGGCGCACGCGGGGAGCCGGUCGGUGGUGGCGGCGGACGGGUACUUCUGGCACAAGUACGGCCAGAAGAGCGUCAUGGACCGCGCCGUCACCAGGGCAUACUUCCGGUGUGCACGGCACAGCAUGGGGUGCAUGGCGCGCAAGACCGUGGACGUCCCCAUCGCUACAGCCGCAGCCGCUACAUCGUCAGCCGCUACAGCCUCCGCUCCGUCCGUCUCAGCAGCUGCAGCGUCGCUUGCCACAGCCGAUGGGAGCAUCGCCAAGCCCAGUGACGCCGCCCCUUCCAGCGCAGCAGCACUGAAGCCGCAGGUGUCGUACCACGGGACACACAACCACAGCCAGCCGGGCCCCUGCUCUCUCAGCCUCCCCAACUGUGCUGCCGCUGCUGCCUCAGCUGCUGCGGCAGAGGGAGACAUGCAGGUGCCUGUGUCUGCUUCGCCAGGAGCUGACGGGGGCGAUGGCGCUGCUGCAGUGGUCCCUGUAAGCCGGACGGACCAUGAGAGAAGACCGGCGGUGGCAGACUCAGCAGAUGUGGCUGCUGGCAGUGGCACAGGUGCGGCCGAUGCGGCCUCUGCCGUGGCCCCGCUUGGACUAACCCACCGCCUGAGUCUCAACUCUACCGUGUCCCUCGACCGUGCGCUGCUCUCACCCGCCUCCGCUGCUGCCCACCCCGCACUCGCACUCACCCUGGCCACGCGCACCGCCGCUCACAAUCUCCCUGCACCCACACCAGCAGACGCCCAGAGGCCCAGUACUGCGGAAGCAGCGGCGGCGGCGGCAGCAGCGGCUGGUGAUUCUGGGAGCUGCACGGACGAGCCGAUGACGGAGCAGUCGAAGCAGAGCCCCGCGGGCACGAGAGGGUCCAUGGAGGUGGGGUCAGUGCGCGCCGAGGGGGGCCGUCUUGCAUGCUCGCCUACACGUGCCAGGUCACACUCGGUGGAGGCGCAACCCAGGGAGAAUGGCGACGCGUCACAGAGAGGAGGCAAUGGGGUUUAUGGAGAAGAAAGAGCCAUGGCUGGUGCCUUGCUCCUUCAUCCAUCUGCCGCUGCUGCUACAACUGCUGGGAGCCAUCCCUCUAUAUCGGCAGCUUUUGCUGCCGCUGCCAGUGCCGCGGCUUCUGGACCCGCCUUUGCGCUCCCAUCCGCAGGCCCUGGAAACCCCUGGGCCAUGGCGCCUCCUCCUGGCACCAGCAUCCCUGGUGCCAUUCCCCUUGGCGGCACCAGCAGCAACAGCUUCCAAUGCCUGCCUCUUCCUGCAUUACCCAUGCCCAUGCAGACACACCCGGCAACUUCCACCCACCUUGCUUCGAUGGCUCACGCAUGGGGCCAUCACUCCCACCCCUCCCUCCCGUCUGCUGCUGCGAUUUCUCUGUCUCCUCUUGGCCACCACAUGCCGCCUGGGCUGAACCCCAUUCCCGUCGCCAUUCCUCUCACCCCUCUCAUCGCCCACCACGCUGUCCUCGAGUUCGCCAAAUCGCCCUCCCGUCUCCCAUUCCGUCGCGCGUCACGUCGCCAUCUCGUCGCCCGUCCCGUCGCGCGUAACGUCGCCCUCUCUCCCCUCCUCUCCUCCCGUCGGCCUCUCUCACGCCCCUCCCUACCCAUCGCGCUCUCUCUCUCCGCUCCCUUCCCGUCGCCCUCUCUCUCGCCCCUCCCUUCCCGUCGCCCUCUCUCUCUCCGCGCCCUUCCCGUCGCCCUCUCGCUCGCCCCUCCCUUCCCGUCGCCUUCUCUCUCUCCGCGUCGCCCUCUCUCUCGCCCCUCCCUUCCCAUUGCGCUCUCCCUCCGCUCCCUUCCCGUCGCCCUCUCUCUCGCCCCUCCCUUCCCGUCGCCCUCUCUCUCUCCGCGCCCUUUUCGUCGCCCUCUCUCUCGCCUCUCCCUUCCCGUCGCCCUCUCUCUCUCCGCGCCCUUCCCGUCGCCCUCCCGCUCGCCCCUCCCUUCCCGUCGCCUUCUCUCUCUCCGCGUCGCCCUCUCUCUCGCCCCUCCCUUCCCGUCGCCCUCUCUCUCGCCCCUCCCUUCCCGUCGCCUUCUCUCUCUCCGCGCCCUUUUCGUCGCCCUCUCUCUCGCCUCUCCCUUCCCGUCGCCCUCUCUCUCUCCGCGCCCUUCCCGUCGCCCUCCCGCUCGCCCCUCCCUUCCCGUCGCCUUCUCUCUCUCCGCGUCGCCCUCUCUCUCGCCCCUCCCUUCCCGUCGCCCUCUCUCUCGCCCCUCUCUUCCCGUCGCCCUCUCUCUCUCCGCGCCCUUCCCGUCGCCCUCUCUCUCGCCCCUCCCUUCCCGUCGCCCUCUCUCUCUCCGCGACCUUUUCGUCGCCCUCUCUCUCUCUCCGCGCCCUUUUCGCCUCAAGUCCAAGGCAGCACAUUGA
Messenger RNA from Closterium sp. Naga37s-1, 2739 nucleotides. The record is from the annotation of a GenBank genome assembly. Lineage: Eukaryota; Viridiplantae; Streptophyta; Zygnematophyceae; Desmidiales; Closteriaceae.